AUGUCUUGUUCAAAAAUAUUUUCAGGAAAUUUACCUGAAUUAAUAUAUGAAAUUAUAAAAUGUUUUAGGAAUGACUUUUCAACAUUACAUUCAUGUAUUCUAGUUAAUAGAUUAUGGUGUCGUUUAGCGAUACCAUUAUUAUGGGAAGAUCCAUUUUCAAUCCCUACCAAAAAUUAUAAUUUUAUUGAAAUUUAUUUAUGUACUUUAAAUGAUGAUGAUUUUAAAUCAAAAUUGAGUGAAUAUGAUAUUAAAAAUUAUUUAUUUCCUUAUAAUAGUACAUUAUUUAAUUAUCCUAUUUUUAUCAAAUAUUUAAACACAUGGAAAAUUAUUUCUUCUAUUGAAAAAUGGGUUUCAACUGUGAUUCUUAGAAAAUUAAUGACUGAAAAAUGGCCAACAAAUCAUUUUACAGAUUCACGUUCAGAAUUUAAUUUUAUUAGAUUAACCAAUAAAUCAUUAUUUAAAAUAUUUAUUGAAAAUGAAGUAAAUUUAAAUACUUUAGAAAUUGAAACCAUUUCAUAUAUUUAUCAUGAUUAUUUUCAAGAUGUUCUUAAUUUAAUUUUACAAAAUUCAAAUUUUAUUCAUAAUAUUAAGAAUUUAAAACUUCAUGUUGGUGAUACCCCAUUUUAUUAUCCUUUUCGUGAUAAAAAUGAAAAUAAUAUGAUUAAAAAAUCUUUAUGUCAAAUUAUUAAUUCACAAAAAAAUCUUAAAAAAAUUUUAUUUAGUUCUAAUAGUCUUCCUUUAUAUCAAUCUAUAUUAUCAUUAGAUAAUUAUAAUUGUUCAAAUACUUUAAAUACGAUCGUUUUUUAUUGUAUUAAUUUCAAAAAUAUGACCACUUUAAAUAAAGCAUUUGAACAAUUAAAUGUUUUAGAAUCCGUUCAUAUCUUUUAUUGUUAUACUUUAAAUAUCGAUUUUAUUCAACAAAUUAUUAAUUUAUCUAGACCAUUUAAAUUAAAAUCCUUAUUUAUAGAUGAAAUAUUACAAAUUGAACCAUUAAAAUUAUUAUUAGAGAAAUCUGGUCGUUAUUUAGAAAAUUGUGGGUUCGGAUUUGGUUAUGAUACAUUAAAACGACAAAUGCUUGAAUUAAUUAUAAAAUAUUGUAGUAAUGUCAAAUUUUUUGAUUUCUAUGGUUUUGAAAAUCAAAUAAUUUAUUUGGCGUUCAAUUUAAUUGUUAGUAUUAAACAAAAUCUUAAUUAUCUUUCUAUCAAUGUUUGUGAAACUUUUCAAUUGGUUGAUGAUAUUGAACGUAGUUCAUUAAUAUUGAGGAAUUUAGGACAAAUACUUCCUUCUAAACUGGAAUAUUUAAGUUUGAUACUUCAUAUUAAUGCAAGUGAUUUUGAAAUAUUUUUGAAAAAUUCCCAAAAUAUUUUUAUUAAAAAGUUGUUGAUUAAUAAUAAAAUGAGAAAGGAUAGCGAAAAUAUUUUAUCUUAUAUAAAGGAAUAUAUUAUGAAAGAGAAAAGAGUCAAAUAUUUAGCUAUUAUGGAUUCUUUUUUUAAUAAUUCCGCAGAAGUUCUUACAAAAAGUAAAGAUUUAUAUUAUUUAAAAGAUGAAGUGAAGGAAUUUAAGUCACAUGAUAUAAAAGUUCAAGCUUAUUAUGAUUUGUUUAUUAAAGUUUAUGAAUUUAUUAAAGAAAUGUGA
This is a messenger RNA of Rhizophagus irregularis DAOM 181602=DAOM 197198, 1635 nucleotides long. RefSeq lists its product as uncharacterized. The record is from RefSeq and is a predicted model, not a curated record. NCBI's taxonomy places the organism in Eukaryota, Fungi, Glomeromycota, Glomeromycetes, Glomerales, Glomeraceae.